UUGUAAACACAACAAGCCAACACACACACACACACACACACACACACAUUACCUCGCUGAGACGGUUAAAAUCGAUGUCACCAAUUGUCUUAUCAGCCACUGUGUAACUCAGACUUUGGACUUUUAUUCCACCAAGAAAGAAAGCGAAGCAGCUCCUCCUCUCUACUUUCCGUCAACCUUUUCACGGAAUGACCACAAACUACCAGCUAGCUAGCGUUAGCUAAGCUAACGUGAAACCCAAGCGUUAAGCUAAUCGGGGUUAGCACCAGCUGACGCUCGCUCAAGUGUUUGUCACGCUCAGAGAGAAGUGGACACUCUCAUGGUGGUCUCAGUUCAAUGGGGAACUGUCUGUUUUCACAAGGUGCGGAUGACCUGUCGCUGCUGAACGAGUCCGAGGGGGGCAGCCUUCCCGGGGAGCCUCCUCCGCCCUACCAGGAGCGCACCCAGUCAGCGCCAGUGUACCAUCCCACCCCAGGUGAGAGCCGCCUGGCUUGCCAGCUGACCGAGGAGGAGCAGGUCCGCAUCGCCCAGCGAAUCGGUCUCAUCCAGCACCUGCCCAGAGGCAUGUUCGACCCGGGCUCCGACCCCUCUGACAAGAAAGUUAAAGAGUGUGUGAUCUGCAUGGUGGAUUUUGAGUACAGCGAUCCCAUUCGGUUCUUGCCCUGCCUUCACAUCUACCACGUGGAUUGCAUUGACCCCUGGCUGAUGCGCUCCUUCACCUGCCCCUCCUGCAUGGAGCCGGUGGAUGCGGCGCUGCUGUCCUCUUACGAAACCAACUGAGCAGCCCCGCGAUGGCUGCUCCUGCCUAAAGAAAAAAGUAACUGCACCUUUUUAGUCGAAACUGUCCUAGCUGUUCAAACAGGUAGCUAAGGUGAUGUGGCAUUAUGCAGAUGUUUGGGGGUUGUUCUAGGGUGCAGACAGAUGUUGAAAAUUGUACCCUAUAGUACGUUGCUUAGGUCUGAUUUGCACCUAUUUGGGCUUUGGAAACUUUUUGCCUUUUACAGUAGGAUAAUGUGCCAAAUCAAGCUAGAUGAAGAAUAUGGAAAGCUGUUCACGUAGCAAAAUAUUACUGCAAAGUAAUUUCACUUUGGUGUGACUGAUUUUUCUGGUAAUUAGAUGCAUGUCACUAAUGUAAUUUACUUCCCCCUCCCCCCAGAUGUAAUGUGCAGUAUGUUAUAUCAGUGGAGAAAAUGCAGGACAUUUGUCUUGGUCAAGUGAGCAUCAUUGUUUGUCAGAAAAUCCGGUGAAAACAUGAAGUGAACUUAACUUACUGUGUUUUUCUCAUGAACCCAUGGCCUUGAAUGUCACAAAAACAUAGGCCUUUCUACUGAUAUGCAAUCAUCAAACACACAGGAAAAAGGUUUUGAGAGGAAAAAAAGACGCAAAGAAAAAGAGAUGUUAUGAGUUCCCACGACCGUUCAUGUCUUCAGCGCUAUGUGACUUGACUUGGGUCUCUUUGUAUGUACUGUAGUUUUUCUUUUGAAGCUUCUUUUGUGAAUGUGGAUCUCCUUCUUUGCUUUGCCUGGAGCUCUCACUUUUGUGUUGUCCUCUUCUGUGUGUCCUUUUCAUUGUUUACCAGCAGUGACAUUUACAAAGACAAGAUAUGCUGUGCAAUCCCCUCCCUCAAAGCACCUUGGGAUACCCCUCAUCCGGCACUGUGUAGCUUGUAGAUUUAAUAGAUGAUUGUGAGUUUUGAUAAGUGUGUAUGCGUGUGAUGUUUUUGUUUGUUUGUUUGUUUGUUUUGAGGGGAUGGUGAGUAGAGAUUGGCAUGUUGAAGUAACUUUGUGAAUUAACCCUGUCAGUUGUAAAUGUGUUGUAGCUCCUCUCUUUUGCUAGUUCGGAGCUGUUGGGGUUUUGUUUCGUGUCGAUGGCCUUCUUACAACAAGUGAUGAAUUUCCAGAGCUCCUGGGUCUGGUCAAACAAAAUGCUUUUACGUUUUUUGGUAUUAGAUGUGUAGUAUCUGAUACUGACUGCACAAUGAACAAGCAGCAGUAGAAAGGAAUGUAUCUUGAAUGUAAAGCAUUGUUUCAGCAUUUAAAGAUAUGAACAUUGUAGGUGACAAUAAGAGGACAUUUCUGAUUUACUCAGGCUUUUGUGCCUUUUAAGUUUGAGGUAAGCCAAUUCCUGUGAAGUACAAUCAUUUCUGACAUGACUUUCGAUUUUCUUUUAGUUGUCCUCUAGGGGGAGACAGAUACCAGCACUGAACUGAGUUGUGUCACUAUGAAAUAGGCCGAGGCUGGAGCCAGACAUUUGCUCUGGCUGCUGUAAACAGUCAUUUUGUGUUUUAAUUUAUAAUUUGUGCCACCGGUGCACAGGUUUUAGGAAAGUCAUGAAACCACAAUAAAAAAGUGGAUACCAAAUUUUACACAA
This is a messenger RNA of Dicentrarchus labrax (European seabass), 2370 nucleotides long. RefSeq names its product ring finger protein 11a (gene rnf11a). Bases 337 to 780 code for a protein of 147 amino acids. Lineage: Eukaryota; Metazoa; Chordata; Actinopteri; Moronidae. The transcript has 3 exons. The record is from RefSeq and is a predicted model, not a curated record.